AUGGCCCCCGAACCCCCCAAGUCUGCUGCCGCUUGCUCUGUUCGAGACAGGAGACAGAAGACAGGCAGUGACUGGUUCGAGGUUGACCACGGCCCAGAGGGUUCGCGGCCUCGUCUUUACACCUGCGCCGCGGUUCGGACGCGCCCGUCUCACCCGUCCAACCACCAUACCAAGUCCUGCACCUCUCCAAGCCGCGGGAAGUCGGUACUCCUUCUCGAGACUAAGAGCCGCGCCGGUGGUGGAUGUGAGGCCGACUACCAAGACCGCCUCGGUCAAAACUCAACGUGGCUGACGGCCAGACACCCAAGAGAGGGCUCACAACCACAUUGA
Molecule: messenger RNA, 330 nt
Organism: Colletotrichum destructivum
Lineage: Eukaryota; Fungi; Ascomycota; Sordariomycetes; Glomerellales; Glomerellaceae
Exons: 2
Coding region: 1-330 (109 amino acids)
Source: RefSeq, a predicted model, not a curated record